CUAACGAGCAACAAAUAAAGAACAACGCAAUAUUAUUUCUCAUGGUGCAAAGAGUAAACAUAGUUUUUGCAACGGAUUGAAUUCGCCUUUUUUUACAUUGGAAUUUGACCCAUCAACGGGCAGUUUUCUUUUAUUGGAGAAAAACUAAUCGAAACGUGUGCUAAGAAAGAAAUCAACGCGUGUGAUUAUCUUAAGUUUUUGUUUUUGUCGCGUAUUCGAAGGCUCUAGACGGAUAUGUCAUUUAGACUUUUAGGGCAUCGACUAUUUCAACAUGGUCGGCAACUCGUAUACAAUCAAUGCAUUAAGAGAAACAUUCACAUAAACAUUUUGGACCCAAAGAAAAACCGUGGUUUCACCCGUCAAAUUGGCCUCGCAGCUAAGGAAGGAAUCGCAAAUUCAAACCAGUGGGCUCUGCGAAACAAUACACUUAUUCGUUUCGGACAGCAUGCUCGACGCUUAUUUGUUGAUAACAUACUCAAUCGAAUCACACCAAUUUAUUCAGCUGAUUUAAGAAAUGAAGCAACAAAAAAGUUUCUUUUUGGCGAUUCAGUUCCAUUAUUUGCGUUAAUUGGUAUUUGUUUGGCAUCUGGAAAUGGUAUUAUAACGAAAGAUGACGAAUUGGAAGGUGUUUGCUGGGAAAUUAGAGAAGCUGUGUCUCGUUUGCAUGACACAUCGAAAUUUGGACGGGGAAAUGUAAAAGACAAAAAUGAACUUGAAUUGGAUGAUUUGAUUGUUGGAGCUCCCAUUGCUAAAGGAUGUUCGGCUGUGGUUUAUGCGGCUGCGUUUAAAGACAACCGAACCGAAGCCAGUCCACUCAAAGUGCCCGACUAUGACUCUGAUGAAUCGAGCAAUGUAUCAACCGAUAAUGACCUAUCUCCCAUGCGUGAUGUGAAUAGAUAUGUGCACAAUUUUGGCUCCAGUUUGGAAAAUCCACACUUUUUGAACCGCAAUCCAAACACAACAAAUGUCAACCAAGCACGUGAAACAAAACCACAUCGAAAGGUUCUAUUCAAUUCGAAACCAGAUGUGAAAUACCAAAGCAACUCGAAUUCAAGUCGGCACGAUGCCAACAGCGAACGAAAUUCAAACGAAAGCUCUUCGACGAUUAGCUUCAACGAUGAGAAAGGUAACGAUAUCGAAACAUAUCCAUUGGCAUUGAAAAUGAUGUUUAAUUAUGACAUUCAAAGCAAUGCAAUGGCCAUUCUGCGUGCAAUGUACAAGGAAACCAUACCGGCGAUGAAAAAAUAUUCCAAUGCCGAUGCAGAUGGGUGGGAGAAACAGUUGAUGGAGCAAACGGUACAGUUGCCACCGCAUCCAAAUAUCGUGUUGAUGGUGGGCGUAUUUUGCGCACAGGUGCCAAAUUUGAUGCAGUCUUCUUCGCUGUAUCCAAUGGCAUUGCCACAACGGUUAAAUCCUCAAGGCUACGGCCGUAAUAUGAGCCUUUUUUUGCUGAUGAAACGAUACGAAUACAGUUUGUGCGAGUACUUAAAGUCAUCACAUGAUAUUUCGAUGCGAACGCGACUACUAUUGUUUGCACAGUUAUUAGAGGGUGUUGCGCAUUUAUAUCGACAUGGUGUCGCGCAUCGAGAUCUGAAAAGUGACAACAUUCUCAUUGAUCUCAAUGGUAAUGAUGUGCAUCCGAUUUUAGUCUUAUCUGAUUUUGGUUGUUGCCUUGCUGAUAAAAACAACGGAUUGACUGUACCAUACACAUCGAUGGACAUUGAUAAAGGAGGUAACACUGCGCUAAUGCCACCCGAGAUAAUAACCAAAACACCUGGUACAUUUUCCAUGUUGAACUAUUCAAAGUCAGAUCUAUGGGCCUGUGGCGCUAUUGCAUACGAAAUCUUCGAUUCGAUAAACCCAUUUUAUGGUCAAUCGAAGGACGAAUCGACUGAAUCACCACUUCAACCGAUUUUGAAGAGCGCCAAAUAUCAAGACGAACAGCUGCCGUCCUUGAAUGAAAAUGUGCCCUUAAUUGUUCGUAAAUUAAUAACAAACAUCCUACAUCGCAAUCCAAACCAUCGGCUAUCACCUGAUAUCGCAGCAAAUGUAAUGCAACUGUUCUUAUGGGCGCCAUCAUCAUGGCUUAAACCAACGGUAACCGUAAAUAAUCCGGAAAUUCUACAGUGGCUGUUGUCAUUAACCACAAAAGUUCUAUACGAAGCUCGGCUCGGUGGAACUUUAUCGGGUAACCGCGAUACAAACGACAAAUUUGGCCUACGAAACAUCGAAUCGAAUCGCACGCAUACCGAAUACUUGCUUUUAUCCAGUUUCCUUAUUCGAUCACAACUUCAACAAAUCCGAAGUGCAUUGGAAUGGAUCCAUCAAACGAUGGAGGAAACCAAUUGAAAAAUCAACCAAAAUUGCACUGAAAAUUUAAUUUAAAAGAAAAAUUGUUAUAAAAGUCAUUACAAAAUUGCAGAGCAUUGAAACUGCUGCAUAUAUAUUUGCUGCUGGUGAACAGAUCUGUUCGACAGCAGCUGUUGCUUGCGUGCAUAUUCGCUGUGACGCGCGCUCGUUCAUGUAUCGAUUCUCGCGCACAGUGUUUGUCUCUUUCAUUCACACGGAACCAGACAGAGAAGCAUAUAAAACACACGAGGAACGAACGGCAGCUAUGAGUGUGCACGCGCGCGUCGCUUACGACGUGUCUUGUGUGUUGUGUACGCUUCUCUGUCUGGUUCCGUGUGAAUGAAAGAGACAAACACUGUGCGCGAGAAUCGAUACAUGAACGAACCAGCAUCACAGCGAAUAUGCACGCAAGCAACAGCUGCUUUCGAACAGAUCUGUUCACCAGCAGCAAAUAUAUAUGCAGCAGUUUCAAUGCUCUACAAAAUUGUGUGAUGCAAUCAAACAUGAGAAAUUUGAAUUGCUGUGAAUAUUUCUUCAUCCUUUUCUCCCAUUUUGGAAAAGCGAAUAAUUUAUUGGAGAUGAUAAUUAUAUAAACUUUAUCACGAUAUUUUUUGUGUUGGAAUCUUUCCGUUUGAAUAAAAUUUCAAUCGAAAUUAAAAUCGAAAAUUCAAGAAUAAA
This is a messenger RNA of Sitodiplosis mosellana (orange wheat blossom midge), 3027 nucleotides long. RefSeq names its product serine/threonine-protein kinase Pink1, mitochondrial (gene Pink1). Gene Ontology annotation, molecular function: ATP binding; protein serine/threonine kinase activity. Lineage: Eukaryota; Metazoa; Arthropoda; Insecta; Diptera; Cecidomyiidae. Bases 235 to 2349 code for a protein of 704 amino acids. Gene Ontology annotation, biological process: autophagy of mitochondrion; positive regulation of mitochondrial fission; regulation of apoptotic process. Gene Ontology annotation, cellular component: mitochondrion. The record is from RefSeq and is a predicted model, not a curated record. The transcript is spliced from 4 exons.